AUGGCCAUCGUAAGCACCUCCGCACACACCCCUUCUGUGGCCAGACCUCGUUGGACUAACGAUCUGCCGACGGUCUGUCGAUCCUCAACAGACAUCAAGCCUCACGCGCGUCUUCAGCCGCAACUCGGUCUUUGUCGGCACCGUCUUCUUUGGUCAGUCCGGCGCGACCAACACCAGAUGAUGUACUUUGAGACGCUCUCUCACUGAUGCCGCUACCCUCUGUACCUCUCCCUCCCUGGACCUCCUAUCGAUCCUUCCUCUUCGGACGCUCUCGUGGCUGAUGCCCGACUCCGCCCGUUCCUCCUCCUCGUCUCCUUUCGCCCCCCCCCCCCCCCCCCCCCGCCCUGGUCGUUCAUCAACACCCCAACCCACCCACCGUACAUCCUACUCAACUUUUAUCAUCUUACACCGAUCUACCACGUUCGGUCGCGGUCUCGUCACCAGGUGCGUUCGCCUUCUCGAUGGGUUUCGACGUCGCGACCCAAAAGUGGUGGGACAACCACAACAAGGGUAAACAAUGGAAGGAGUACGUACUUGACCCCCGUCCCCCCCCCCCCCCAAAUAUUCAGGGACGCUAUAGACUGACCAGUGUAUGUGCGUGUGUGUGUGUGUUGGUUUCGCGCGAUCGCAGUAUCCGAGCGCAAUACGAUUGA
Molecule: messenger RNA, 653 nt
Organism: Microbotryum saponariae
Lineage: Eukaryota; Fungi; Basidiomycota; Microbotryomycetes; Microbotryales; Microbotryaceae
Source: the annotation of a GenBank genome assembly